Molecule: messenger RNA, 579 nt
Organism: Lentinula edodes (shiitake mushroom)
Lineage: Eukaryota; Fungi; Basidiomycota; Agaricomycetes; Agaricales; Omphalotaceae
Exons: 1
Coding region: 1-579 (192 amino acids)
Source: RefSeq, a predicted model, not a curated record
AUGUUGUCGGUAGCCCAAUUGGAUCUCCCGUUUCGGCUCUGGUCAACCGUCAGUCCCUCUAUCACAUCGACCUCUGCUCAUCCAUUGGCCACCAACUCCCCCUGGGAGUUGCGUGCUGCGGUCAUGCCAGCUAAAAUAACGGAUGAGGUCUACUUUUGGAUCGAUGGUGAUGACGCCGAACUUUAUAUUGGCUCUACACGGUUCGGCCUCGAUAAUGAGAAGGAACGUCUGGUGCCCAAAGAGAUUGGUAUACCCCAGACUGGCACCAAGAAGAUCGGCCAAGUCAUCUACCCGAGCGUAAAUGUCAAAGAACAGGUCUUGCAGAUUUUAGGAAAAUGCGGGAUCAAGAUAACUCCAAAAGCACAUCCCGUUCGACUUUGUAGGGGAAAUUACUUCCAGAAUAUCAUUCGAAAAUUGGUGAAAGUCUCAGCGCUUAACUCUUUCGAAGUGAAGGAUGAGAAUGGUGGGGAUGAUUUGGAAAUGACGUUUACCAGUUUCUUGCGAAAUACAGGGUUUCUAGGAACCCCGAAGAAGAAGAAGACUCCUCUGAGGGAGCCAAAUCGUCACCACCCUUACUAG